Melozone crissalis (California towhee) is the source of this 1471-nucleotide messenger RNA. RefSeq names its product pleckstrin homology domain containing J1 (gene PLEKHJ1). Bases 10 to 483 code for a protein of 157 amino acids. Lineage: Eukaryota; Metazoa; Chordata; Aves; Passeriformes; Passerellidae. Gene Ontology annotation, cellular component: early endosome; trans-Golgi network; recycling endosome. The record is from RefSeq and is a predicted model, not a curated record. Gene Ontology annotation, biological process: retrograde transport, endosome to Golgi; endosome organization; receptor recycling. The transcript has 6 exons.
GGCGGGGCCAUGGGCCGGGGCGGGCCCGCCAUGCGCUACAACGAGCGGGAGCUGCUGUCCCUGGCCCGCCAGCCCGCCGAGAAAGCGGCCGAGAUCCGCAUGAGCGUCCCCAAGAAGGGCAACGUGCUCAAGAAGCGCCUGGUGAAGCUCGUGGUGAAUUUUCUCUUCUAUUUCCGCACUGAUGAGGCCGAGCCCAUUGGAGCUCUGCUGCUGGAGCACUGCAAGAUCACCAAAGAGGAGGAGAACGUUUUCUCCAUCAGUUUCAUCGAGGAGCCAGAGAGGAAAUACUGCUUUGAGUGUGCCACGGAGGAGCAGUGCCAGGAGUGGGUGGAGGCACUCAGGAGAGCCAGCUACGAGUUCCUGAGGAGGAGCCUGAUUUUCUACAGGAAUGAGAUCCAGAAGAUGACAGGGAAGGACCCCCUGGAGCAAUAUGGGAUCUCAGAGGAAGCUCGAUUCCAGCUGGGAGCACACAGGGAGCUGUAACCCUCCCCUGCUGCAGCUCCCCACACCGACCACCUGACUUUUUUAUUUAUUACCCAAUCAUUUUGUAUUUUUUUAAAGGAAUUCCUUGCACAUUCCCAGUGCCCCAGCUGGGGGGGCUGAGCUGUUCUGGGGGUGCUGCAGUGGGAGUAGAGCCCCCAGGCCUGGGGCUGGCAGAGCCCCCAGCUCCUCCAGGCCAUGCUGGGCCCAGCUCCCCCCUCCUGCUCAGCUCCCCUGGCUCAGGAUCCUCCUGCAGUCCCCCAGGCCCAUCCCUGGGGUAAGAGGAUGUGACUGAUGCAUUUCUGGGCUCCACAUUAACCCCCUCCUGCCCUCCAGGGACGAGUGGGAAUUCCACAGCUCCAGCUGAUGGAGAGAAGCAUUGCAGCCCUGUGCAGCCUUUUGGGGUCUUCCUUUCCCUCCCCUGCAGUUCCUGGGGGCUGGAUGAGCCCAUCCAAAAGGACAAAGCUGCAGAGCAGGAGGGAACAAAGGCAGGGAGGGAUCCCUGUGUGAUCCUGCCUGCCUGCAGAGCUCUGCAGUGAUCCAGAUGGAGGAGCUGGCAAAGGCAGGAGCUGCUCCCUUGGCUGGAGGAUGGAGCUGCUGGACAUGCACCAGCACAGCCAGGCAUUAACCCUUCAUUCCCUGAGCCACUGCUGCAGCUUUUCACCCCUCUGUGUGUCCCAUUUGUCCAAAGGGACAGACCAAAAACUGUGCCAAGGUGCCAUGAGCUGCCAGGGAAGCAGGGCUGCAGGGAGGAGAUCAGGGUAGGAACAUCCCCAUAGGAUCAGCCCUGGCUCUGCACCAAGGAAAACUGCCCAGACAUGAGGGAUGAGGACACUCCCCACACCCAGGGCUGCUGCAGACCCGGAUUCCCGACUGCCUGAGCAGCUUCCCUGGACCCAGCCUGGGAAAACUCCCAGGAAAACUCCCAGGAGAGGCCUCUGGGAAGGUGCCAGGGGUCCCUGUCUGAGGCUGCUGGCAGCAGGAGGGGCUG